UUGUCGAUUAAUUCAUUGAGUAAUUGUUUCAGCUCUACUUUUCCUUACAUUACUACAAAUGAAGAUUUAAUAUUUAUAUGCAACCAGUCCCAGUGUCCACCCCUCACAAACUCAAACUUUGUGGCUUGUUGACAGUUUGCAUGAGUAAGAGCACAGGUGUAAAUAAUCAAGUUAACGACGAGCUCCAUGUGGCUGCCCUAUGUUUCUGAGUUAAUAUUAUCGGUAACACACCUGUGUGUUUCCUGCCAGAGCAAUGUCAAGCCUGUGAGGGAGAUAGAGGACAAGCGUGUCUGUGGGUUAACACUUUCCACCACAGCACUUUUAAAUAAAUAACAAAAGGAAGUAAUUUGUGUGCUGGCGCGGGAACAUCAACAUUACAGUAUCAUGGCCCAGUGUGAUCACAGAGAAGAGAACCAGAGCUCCCUGUGCAGCAGCGGCGACAUCCUCGCUAAUCUGCACUCCUACUUUGGGAAUCCUCAUCUUGUGAAUAAUUUAGUAUCACAUAUAUUAACCACAGAGACAAGAGAGCAGCUUCCUUCUCUGGAGGCCGAGGAUAGUGGGAGCCAUGAUGAGACCAGUGACCCCAUGAACCAGCUGGACAAUGGCAGUUCUUGCACAGACACGUCUUCUGCUGUCCGGUCAGUGGCUUUAACACACAUGUGGCGUUUUGGGAAAAUGCUAUCUGUGGCAAAGUUGUUCUCAGCUCCUAGACUUGAUGAAGAUGUCUCAUCUUUGUCCUUGUUAGAUGAGGAUAAGACCGCAGAGGGGGAAGGAAAGGAAGACGAGAAGCAAGAGCUGAGAAUAUCAUUCCAGUCAAAGUACAUCCAGAUUGUGCCACUGUAUCAGGAUUAUUGUCUGCAGGAGGUGAAGAGGGGAGUGCACAGGCUGGACAAGACCUUUCUGUCUGAACUGAUAUCGCCUGAGUUUGUGCAGGGUCUGCACUCCCGUCUCAGCCCCUUUCUGCCUGCUGAGGCCACGUCCUCUCCAUCACGACUACCUGAAGUCGCCCUGUCCUCGCCUCCACCUCAGCCUCUCAGGGUAACGCCAUGUACACUGUGGCACGAUCUGGACGAGGUGAAGGCGUCUGGCCUGCUCGACCGCUUGACCCCCAAAGAGAUUCGCCUUCAGGAGUCCAUGUUUGAGUUGAUCAGUUCCGAGGCGUCUUACUUGAGGAGCCUUGGAGUUGCGGUCGACCACUUCUACGCGUCCAAGACUCUGAAGCGGACCCUGCCUCAGAUGGAGCAUCACAUUUUAUUUUCCAACAUCCGUCACGUCAGGGCAGCCAGCGAAAAAUUUCUCAUGGACCUGGAGAUACGACUGGGAGAGUGUGUGUUAAUAUCUCAGGUCGGGGACAUCGUUCUCCAGCACGGCCCAGAGUUUCACAAGCUCUAUGUGCCAUAUGUGACCAACAUGAUGUAUCAGGAGGCUCUAGUCAACCAGCUGCUGCAGCAAAACAGAGACUUUGUGUAUUCACUCAAGAGGCUCGAGAGUGACCCAGUGUGUCAAAGACAGAACCUCAAGUCAUUCCUCGUGCUUCCCUUCCAGAGAAUUACCCGCAUUAAGCUUCUACUGGAGAACAUCCUGAAACUGACAGAACCAGACUGUGACUCAGUGCCAAAUGUGGAAAAAGCAAAAGAAGCUGUUCAUGAGAUUGCGGCAGAUUGUGACAAGGGCGUUCGAAAAAUGAAGCAAAUCGAAGAGCUGGUCUACCUUGAAAUGCUGCUGGAUUUUGGUAAAGUGAAGUCCGUUCCUUUGGUUGUAAGUGAGCGUUUCCUGGUGCAUCAAGGUCCCGUGAGACAGCUGACCUUGGAGGGCACUUACAACUCCAGGCCAUCAUUCGUCAGUGUCUACCUCCACCUCUUCAAUGACCUACUCAUCAUCUCUCUUAAAAGGGAUCAAAGGUUCAUAGUCAUGGAUCACACCGUGUUCCCUACACACGUGCGCAUUGAGCACCUGAAGACCGAAGUCCUGAGUUUACCCCCAGAAUCCUUCCUGCUGCAUCUGUCACACAGCCGCACAGGACAUCCCACCGCCAUGAUACUCGUGACAAACACAAAGGCAGAUAAAGAGACAUGGAUGAAGCUGCUGUCAAGUACACAGUGAUGGAACAUGAGACUUUAGAUGUCACGCUUUUUUUUUUUUUUUUUUUACUUGCGCACUUCCAGUUGUGGUAAUUGACGCUCACGUUGUUCACCGUUGAGAUUUAUCUGCACUGAAUGUUCUAGACAAAGGAAAUGUGACGGCACUGAUGAUUCAAAUAAGCACUGAACUCUCCACACAGCAGACACACAUGAGGUGAAGGGAAACUUUUAUACUUUUU
Solea senegalensis (Senegalese sole) is the source of this 2320-nucleotide messenger RNA. Its product is annotated as rho guanine nucleotide exchange factor 5. Gene Ontology annotation, cellular component: nucleus; cytoplasm. The coding region runs from base 385 to 2103 and encodes 572 amino acids. Gene Ontology annotation, molecular function: guanyl-nucleotide exchange factor activity. The transcript has 12 exons. The record is from RefSeq and is a predicted model, not a curated record. NCBI's taxonomy places the organism in Eukaryota, Metazoa, Chordata, Actinopteri, Pleuronectiformes, Soleidae. Gene Ontology annotation, biological process: intracellular signal transduction; activation of GTPase activity.